Molecule: messenger RNA, 618 nt
Organism: Arachis stenosperma
Lineage: Eukaryota; Viridiplantae; Streptophyta; Magnoliopsida; Fabales; Fabaceae
Exons: 2
Coding region: 1-618 (205 amino acids)
Molecular function (GO): nucleic acid binding
Source: RefSeq, a predicted model, not a curated record
AUGCCGCUAAUGGAGUUCGCAUACAAUAAUAGCUACCAUGUGAGUAUCGGAAUGGCUCCGUAUGAGGCUCUGUAUGGGAGAAAAUGCCAAUCUCCGCUAUGCUGGUAUGAAGUUGGAGAGAAAAGUUUAUUGGGGCCUGAGAUGACAGCUAAAAAACUACGGAACAACUUAAGAAAAUCAGAGAUAGGAUGCUCACUACUCAGAGCCGUCAGAAGAGUUACGCCGAUCAGAGGAGUAGGUAGAGCGAUUAAGACGAAGAAGCUGAAUCCUCGAUACAUCGGUUCGUUUCAGAUUCUUGAGAGGGUUGGACCGAUGGCGUAUCGGAUAGCUUUACCACCUCACCUUUCGAACCUGCACAACGUAUUUCACGUGUCACAGCUUCGGAAGUAUACUCCCGAUGCUAGUCAUGUGUUGGAACCUGAAUUGGUUCAGUUAAAGGAAGACUUGACUCUGCCGGUGACUCCGAUCAGAAUUGAUGACACAAGCAUUAAAUGGUUGCGUCGAAAAGAGGUUUCAUUAGUGAAAAUGGCAUGGAGUCGGACCGGUAUUGAGGAACACACUUGGGAACUUGAGUCAGAGAUGCGAACAGACUACCCACACCUAUUCUCAGGUAACUGA